This is a messenger RNA of Amblyraja radiata (thorny skate), 2428 nucleotides long. It is a transcript of the gene marveld1, whose product is annotated as MARVEL domain containing 1. Bases 543 to 1016 code for a protein of 157 amino acids. The transcript has a single exon. The record is from RefSeq and is a predicted model, not a curated record. NCBI's taxonomy places the organism in Eukaryota, Metazoa, Chordata, Chondrichthyes, Rajiformes, Rajidae. Gene Ontology annotation, molecular function: structural constituent of myelin sheath. Gene Ontology annotation, biological process: myelination. Gene Ontology annotation, cellular component: membrane.
AAAAUAGAAACAAUCUCAAAUAGUUCAGACUAAUAAAUAUGCAGAAUAUCUAAAGUCUAGAUCAGAACAGCAUGAGACGUCAGAAAAAUAAAGCAUGUUUAAAAAGUUAAAAGAAAGAAAAGCAACAGAAAAGUAAGGAGGUUUCAGAAAAGUUGACAGACCGAAAAAAACGUUUUAAUAGCGGCUUUGAAAGGAAGUGACUAUUCGAAAGGAAGUACAGAAAAAAAUAAAGUAAUUUAGAUAAUUGAGUUUAGAAAAACAACAUGUUAGGGGGUUUAUGUUUGCAAAUUAAAUGAGUCGCUAAAGGAAAUAGAUUUUUUAAAAAAAGUACUCGAUAGUUUGGAAUAGUAAAGAGGUUUCGUGACUUUUUUAACAAGUUUGAGGAAUUUGGAGAGGGGCUGAGAGGGGAGGGGAUCAGCCACAGCCACAGGAAGCGGAAUCACGACGGUCUCCUCUCCUCGAAAGAUCUCCUCUGUCUCCGAGCCCGCUCCUACUCUCCCUUGGAGUUUGUGUGCAAGUCCACCCCGGGCCAGCGCACCACCAUGCCACCGUCCCUCCGCACCGAGUUCCUGAGGAGUGCGCUGGGGGCGCUGAGGAUCUUGCAGCUGAUGUUAGGCACCGUGGUCUGGGUCACCAUCGCGGUCAGCAAGUACGAGGGAGCCCUGCACUACGUGGUCUUCGUGGCCGUCUUCUUCUGGCUCUCCACCCUGGCCCUCUUCUUUCUCACCUUGCUGGGCAAGAGCGACUUGGUCCCGGUGCUGGGCGGCGAGAGAUGGACCUUGACCAACGCCGUCCACGACGGGCUGGCCACUCUCCUCUACCUGGUGGCCUGCUAUCUCAUUGGCAGCAAGACCAGGGAGAAGAGCUUCUGCGACCUGCCCGCCUACAGCUACCACUGUCCUUACAAGGUCUACUUGACUGCCACUGUCUUCGUUUGCCUCUGCACACUGCUCUACCUGAUCUCAGCUGUCUAUUGCUGCUGCAAAAAAUGCCGUGGUGAUCAGGCUGUCAUCUAGCUCUUGCCUCCUGAAAGAGAGAAAGAAAGAGAGAGAGAGAGAGAGACCUUGACCUUUGGAUUCCAUGCUGACCCAUCUCACCUCCAACGCCACCACACAAACCAAGAGUUGCAUAGAAGGGACCCAAUGGUCAAACGAAGAAUCCAAACCUUGUACUUUUCACAAUGGCACCAAAACUUGUGCACCCUUGCAUGCGGUCUCAGUGGACUAUUUAUUUGCUCUUUGUACUCAUCUGGGAUCGUGCUUAUUAGGCAUGGCAAUGCUUUACUGAACUCUGUGCACAAAAAAAAGAAUAUGUUUUGGACAAUUGGACCCAAAACAUCGCCCAACCAUUUCCCUUCCGCGGAUGCUGCCUGGCCCGCUGAGGUCUUCCUCCAGCGUCUUGGUUCAAGAUUCCAGCAUCUUGCGCCUCUUGCUUGUGACCAGGGUACCAUUCGCACGGAUGCGUAGGGCGUAGCAACAGGCCCCACCACAUUCCACCAGCUCCUUUGUGCUUUGCUCAAGACUCCAACCACCUGCGUGUAGCUUUCUCCUCACCCCCCCACUGGCCACAUGGCGAUCUUCUCUUCUCCCAAAGCGGAGAAAGUUCCAGCGAAAUAAAGACGGGAGCCCAACCGAAAGGAAACACGGAAAUUGCAAUUGAAGACCCAAAAACGUCACCUAUCCACGUUCUCCAGACAAGCUGCCUGACCUGCUGUGUUCCUCCAGCACUUUGCGGCCUUUAAUGUAAAUCAACGUCUGUAGUUCCUUGUUUCUGCAUUUUGUUUUCAGCAGCUGAAGAUGAGAAGACUCGUAUGGAUUAUUUGCUGAAAGACCUGCAACAACUGGAGUUGAGUGUGGUGUGUGCGUGUGUUUAAUUCUGUUUAUUAUUAUCAUGUGUACCGAGGUACAGUGAAAAGCUUUUUUUGUUACGUGCUAUCCAGGCAGAUUAUUAUAUACAUGAUUACAAUCAGGCUGUCCACAAUGUACAGAUUGUGUGUGUGUGUAUGUGUGAGAGAGGGAGAGGUUUGUGUGUGGAUAGAUUAUACCUUAUACAUCCCCCCCCCCCCCCCCAUUUAAUUCCCAUUGAGGCUUGGAGUUAAAUCUUUCCUGCAUAAUGUUUGGUAAAGCUUUAAUUCAUCCUUCCUCGCCUCCCCUAGCCCCAUUUCCCCUUUCCAGAACAUUCCACAGAGAUCUUGGGAGCUGAAUUAAUUUUCUUUUGACGAGAUGAAUUGGACCACUGUAUCAUAGAGGGAGAGAGAGAGAGAGGCAGAUGCACACAAAGACUUUUAUACAACUUCUCUGGCAAGCAAAGUACUUCCAAAGAUUUAGAGGGUGAUGGAGGCCGGUUCUCUGGAAGCUUUCAAGAGAGAGAGCUAGAUAGGGCUCUUGAAGAUAGCGGAGUCAGGGAAUAUGGGGAGAAGGCAGGAACG